AUGUUUAUAUGGAAAGCUAUUCUGAAUUGUCUACCUACAAGACAAAACCUGUGCAAAAGAAAAGUGUUGUAUGAUCCUCUCUGUGGUAUAUGUGGUCUGGAAGUAGAAACAGUUAACCAUGUUCUGUGGAGUUGUGGGGCAGCAGCAGAUGUUUGGGCUGAUAGUGAAAGUCCAGUUCAGAAAUGGGCUAAAACGGAGGGGAAUUUCAUGGAAACAUGGAUAAGAUUGUCUGAGAAAAUGGGAACUGGUGAGCUAGAAUUAGUAGCUACUAUCAUGAGGAAUAUAGGGAGCAGAAGGAAUAGUUUUGUUUUCGAAGGGAAGUUUCAAGGGCCUUCUGUUUUGUAUAAACAAGCUCAAGAUUGUUUGUCAAGGAUGAGGGAGGCAAAAAUGGAGCUGGGAAAUAGAAGAGAGGGAGGUAAUGUGCAAAGGGAUAUGGGGAGGUGGAGGAAACCGAGAGUCGGCUGGGUAAAAGUGAAUUGGGAUGCAAGUCUCAACCCUGAAUUGAAAAGGAUGGGUAUGAGGAUAAUGGUGAGGGAUGAAAAUGGGGAACUGUUAUUAUAUUUGUGCAACUCUAUUGUAGGAAUUUUUACCCCUGCUGCAGCCGAGAUCCAGGUGCUGUGGAGAGCUCUACAACUAUGUGCUGAUUUGCAGUGGUUAAAUGUCAUCUUUGAGGGAGACGCUUUGGGUAUUAUAUAA
Messenger RNA from Carya illinoinensis, 696 nucleotides. RefSeq lists its product as uncharacterized. The record is from RefSeq and is a predicted model, not a curated record. Gene Ontology annotation, molecular function: RNA-DNA hybrid ribonuclease activity; nucleic acid binding. The transcript has a single exon. NCBI's taxonomy places the organism in Eukaryota, Viridiplantae, Streptophyta, Magnoliopsida, Fagales, Juglandaceae. The coding region runs from base 1 to 696 and encodes 231 amino acids.